AUGUGGGGAGUUACAGUCAAUCUUGUGGAUUAUCUUAGAGCUCUGACCAUACGCCUAGAUGAUGAGCAUAGACUUUUCGAGGAACAAGGGGCAGAAGUGAGUCACAUAAAUGAUUGGUUGAACAAGUAUCCGGGAGCAUGGGCCGAGACGGCCGGAACAGGACUAGCUACAGGAAGGCCACCUGUAGUCAUAGAGCUUAAGGCCACUUCUACUCCUGUGGCUGUACGCCAAUACCCCAGGACGAAGGAGGCCCGGGAAGGAAUUAGGCCCCAUAUCCAGCGCCUCCUUCGGCAAGGCAUCCUAGUGAAAUGUCAGUCGCCAUGGAACACUCCCCUUCUACCUGUUAAGAAGCCCGGCACAGGAGAUUAUCGCCCAGUACAGGACUUAAGGGAAGUAAACAAGCGGGUACAGGAUAUCCACCCCACAGUACCUAACCCUUACAGUUUGCUGAGUUCUCUCCCCCCGGACCAUGUAUGGUAUACUGUCCUAGAUUUAAAGGACGCUUUCUUCUGUCUGCGACUGCACCCGUCCAGCCAGAACAUUUUUGCAUUCGAGUGGAGGGACCCUGACUCUGGGACUACAGGACAACUGACUUGGACCCGACUACCCCAGGGCUUCAAGAAUUCCCCGACCCUCUUCGAUGAAGCACUCCAUCAGGACUUAGCCCACUUCCGCGCCAGCCACCCCCAGGUAACGCUCCUGCAGUACGUGGAUGACCUACUACUGGCUGGGGCCACAGAAGAGGAGUGCCGACGGGGCACAGGACUGCUGCUAGAAGAACUCACCUGCCUAGGAUAUCGAGCCUCCGCCAAGAAGGCCCAGAUCUGCCAAAGAGAGGUAACGUACCUGGGGUAUGCCCUGAAAGGGGGGCAGAGGUGGCUAACGGAAGCCAGGAAACGGACCGUGACCCAGAUACCUGCUCCUCACUCACCCCGCCAGGUGCGAGAAUUUUUAGGGGCUGUGGGGUUCUGCCGCUUGUGGAUCCCCGGAUUCGCUACCCUGGCCGCUCCCCUCUAUCCUCUAACUAGAGAGGGUGCCCCGUUUGAGUGGAGUGAUGGCCAACAGCAGGCCUUUGAUGACAUCAAGAAGGCAUUGCUAUCAGCCUCAGCCCUGGCAUUACCGGACGUAGCCAAGCCCUUUGUCCUAUAUGUGGACGAGAGAAAGGGAAUAGCCCGAGGAGUGCUAACCCAGCCUCUAGGACCAUGGAAGAGGCCGGUAGCCUACCUCUCUAAGAAGCUGGAUCCGGUGGCUAGCGGCUGGCCUGCCUGUCUGAGGUCCGUGGCGGCAGUAGCAGUGUUGGUAAAGGAUGCUGACAAAUUAACAAUGGGGCAGAAGCUAACAGUCAUCGCCCCCCACUCCCUGGAGAGCAUCAUCAGACAGCCCCCUGACCAGUGGCUGUCCAACACCCGUAUGACACACUACCAGAGUCUCCUCCUAAAUGGAGACAGGAUCCUGUUCGGCCCCCCCGCCAUCCUAAACCUGGCUACCCUACUACCUGACACGUCCACCCAGGAGAGUGUGCUGCACACUUGUCAAGAGAUACUGGCAGAAGAAACGGGGACCCAAGAGGACCUCCAAGACCAACUCCUGCCAGACGCUCAGCUAACCUGGUUCACUGAUGGAAGCAGCUACAUAAUAGAAGGUAAAAGGGUGGCCGGGGCGGCGGUGGUGGACGAUGAGCAAAUUAUCUGGGCAAGUAGCCUGCCCGAAGGGACAUCGGCACAGAAGACCGAGUUACUAGUGUUAACUCAGGCCCUACGACUGGCAGAGGGAAAGAAGAUUAACAUUUAUACUGAUAGCAGGUAUGCCUUUGCCACCGCCCUUGUCCAUGGUGCCAUCUACCGGCAGCGGGGGCUACUAACCUCGGCCGGGAAAGAAAUCAAAAAUAAAGAGGAAAUACUAAGCCUGCUAGAAGCCAUCCACCUCCCUAAGAAAGUGGCAAUUAUUCAUUGUUCCGGACACCAGAAAGGAGGGUCCAGAGUUGCCAAAGGAAACCAAAGGGCUGAUAGAGAAGCCAAGCAAGCAGCUCAGGGACUUAACAUCCUAUCCUUGACCAGGGAGAAACCGAGGCCUCACCCUGAGGACGGGAUAUACCCCUCUAUUAGAAACUUUGAAUACUCAGAAACAGACCUUGAGAGGAUGGAUAGAUUAGGCUUCUGCCUGGAAACUCCGGGAGGGAUCUGGGAAACCUCGGAAGGGAAAAGAAUCCUCCCGGAAAAACAGGCUGUUAUUUUCCUCAGACACCUUCAUAAGUUAACUCAUCUGGGCCCAAAGCAUUUAAGAACUAUUGCCCAGUCUUCACCGUAUUAUAUCAUGAAACUAGGGGAGCUCGCCGAUACAACUGUAAAGGAGUGCAGGCCCUGCCAAAUGGUGAACGCCCAGCCCAGCAAGCUAUCUCAAGGCAAGCGGCUCCGAGGAGACCGCCCUGGGAGUUACUGGGAGGUGGACUUUACUGAGGUGAAACCCGCCAGGUAUGGAAACAGAUACUUAAUGGUAUUCAUAGAUACAUUUUCAGGCUGGGUCAAAGCAUUCCCCACCAAGAAGGAGACUGCUCAGAUGGUCGCCAAGAAAAUAUUAGAAGACAUCUUCCCGAGAUUCGGGGUGCCUAAGGUAAGCGGGUCGGACAAUGGCCCCGCAUUUGUUGCCCAGGUAAGUCAGGGACUGGCCAAAAUCCUGGGGCUCGAUUGGAAAUUACACUGUGCUUACAGGCCCCAAAGCUCAGGGCAGGUAGAAAGAAUGAAUAGAACUUCAAAAGAGGCUAUGACUAAAUUAUCUGUAGAGACUGGCAUAACAGAUUACUUAUUCCGGGUCCGCAAUACUCCCGGCACCCUCAAACUAACUCCUUUUGAAAUCCUCUAUGGAACUCACCCCCCACUCAUUGCCAUGCAGCUCCUUCCCUCCCCAGAGUCUUACCCCUCUCAAUCUCUGUACACCAGAUUAAAAGCCCUUGAGACUGUGCAGAGGGAAGUGUGGAAUCGGCCUGCCGAGGCCUACAAGCCAGAAGACCUACAAGUACCUCAUCAGUUCCAGGUCGGAGACUCGGUGUACGUUCGGCACCAUCGUGCGGCCAGCUUGGAACCGAGGUGGAAAGGACCAUACAUAGUGCUGCUCACGACCCCGACGGCAGUAAAGGUCGAUGGCGUCGCUGCCUGGAUCCACACCUCGCAUGUCAAGCCCGCGCCUUCCCCGAACCCAGCGUGGAAAGUGGAAAAGAUGGACAACCCCCUCAAGCUCCGCGUUCGCCGUGUUCCUGUUCCAACUGAUGCACCUCCUACCGAUAAGUAGCCCUAACCCUCAUGCCCCCCUUUGCCUUACUUGGCAAAUCAUAGACACCAGUUCGGGGACUGUACUUAAUCAGACCUCCCAGAUGAGCCCUAAAGACACUUGGUACCCGGACCUCUAUGUAGACCUGCUUUCCCUCAUUCGCGUCCAAUGGGACCCCAAAUUUGCCCGGAGACAUCACUUCUAUGUCUGCCCCGGGCACUCUCGGACUCCACAAGGCCGCACCAAGGACCCAUGUGGAGGAGCGGAGGACUAUUUUUGUGCCUCGUGGUCGUGUGUCUCAAAGGGACAUACAUGGUGGACUCCCC
Myotis davidii is the source of this 3590-nucleotide messenger RNA. RefSeq names its product endogenous retrovirus group K member 113 Pol protein-like. NCBI's taxonomy places the organism in Eukaryota, Metazoa, Chordata, Mammalia, Chiroptera, Vespertilionidae. The record is from RefSeq and is a predicted model, not a curated record. Gene Ontology annotation, molecular function: nucleic acid binding; RNA-DNA hybrid ribonuclease activity. Gene Ontology annotation, biological process: DNA integration.